AUGUCGCAGGCGAGGGUGACGGGGCAGCUGUUUCCUGCUGGAAACCCAUCAAGCAGAAAGGGAGCGCGCUUGUGUUUAAACCCACGGCGGAUUCUCUGUGCGAGCGCUUGCCCUUUGCCCUUCCAGGCCCUUCAGCAGAAGAACGUGGAGUGCGCUCGCGUCUACGCGGAGAAUGCCAUCCGCAAGAAGAACGAGGGGCUUAACUGGCUGCGCAUGUCUUCCCGGGUGGAUGCGGUGGCCUCCAAGGUCCAGACAGCAGUGACGAUGAAGGGGGUGACGAAAAACAUGGCCCAGGUGACCAAGGCCUUGGACAAGGCUCUGAGCUCCAUGGACCUGCAGAAGGUGUCUGCGGUGAUGGAUAAAUUUGAGCAGCAGGUUCAGAAUUUGGAUGUUCAUACAUCGGUCAUGGAGGACUCCAUGAGCUCCGCUACCACCCUGACCACGCCGCAGGAGCAGGUGGACAGCCUCAUCGUCCAGAUUGCGGAGGAGAACGGCCUGGAGAUCAUGGACCAGCUCAACCAGCUCCCCGAGGGGGCUUCGGCGGUGGGGGAGAGCUCGGUCCGCACCCAGGAAGACCAGCUGUCGCGGAGGUUGGCCGCCUUGCGGAAUUAA
This is a messenger RNA of Nipponia nippon (crested ibis), 612 nucleotides long. Lineage: Eukaryota; Metazoa; Chordata; Aves; Pelecaniformes; Threskiornithidae. The record is from RefSeq and is a predicted model, not a curated record.